Molecule: messenger RNA, 766 nt
Organism: Saprolegnia diclina VS20
Lineage: Eukaryota; Oomycota; Saprolegniomycetes; Saprolegniales; Saprolegniaceae
Exons: 1
Coding region: 238-723 (161 amino acids)
Biological process (GO): protein autoubiquitination
Molecular function (GO): metal ion binding; ubiquitin-protein transferase activity
Source: RefSeq, a predicted model, not a curated record
CUGCACCGGAUACUAUCCGGAUAUUAUCGCUGUCACAAGCCAAAGAUCGCGCGGACCAUGGGACCCGACCGUCCAAGCCCGCUGUGAUUGAGGACUGCUGGCGUUGCCGCUGCGUAUGACUGUGGCGCUAUCGUCCUUGGCGUCGCCGUCGGCGAGUGCUCUUGCUGCACGGUCGGUUAUCUCGACUCCAAAACGCUCGUGUCAACGGCCCAAAGGUGGUUUUUCGACCUCAGCCCAAUGCUCACGUGCCCGAUCUGCCUCGAGCCUGGUACAGCCGCGUGGACGUCGCCGUGCGGCCACGCCUACUGCUACGCGUGCAUUGCCGAGUGGGUCCGGCGGCGCCAGCCCUCGUGCCCGAUCUGCCGCGCCCGCCUGCCACCGUCGGCGCUGUCGCCACCCGCCGUGCGCUCGCACCGCUUCCCGCCUUUCUUUGCCUUGACAUGGGUCAACCCCAUGGUCGUGCGCCAGCCAGCAUUCGCCGCACUCCAUGUCGUGCUGGCGUGCGUGGCCAUGGUCUUCUUCCACACGCUGCGCCCGGCGACUGCCGUGACAACGCUCGUUCUCGACGGGCUGCUGCUCACAACGAGCUUGAGCACGAUGGGCCAGAUCCUCGUGUACCUUGUGUGCAAUGUCUCGCACGAGUGGAGCGCGCUCCAGCACAAGCUCGAGCGACGGCAGUCGGCCGCCGUCGCGCCACUGCCGCGUGCCCGCUCGCGUUUGUAGGGUUAGGUGAACGAGGAAUACAUGUCCUGUAGCGUGCAAGAGA